AUGGAGGCAUUGAAGCGUCUCGAAGAAGCUGGGCAGAAAUGUGAGCGGGCACGUGUGGAAUUCAACAACCUCGACUACAACAUCAUCUACAAGGGGUACCAGAAGAAGGAAAUUGCGAAGGUGCGGACACUGUAUCGAACGACUUACAGCUGGUAUGAAGGAGUUGCCGAAGAAGUGCGGCUGAUAGAAGAGGAGCUAAGUAUCAUCAAGUGA
Messenger RNA from Sparassis crispa, 213 nucleotides. RefSeq lists its product as hypothetical. The transcript is spliced from 2 exons. Bases 1 to 213 code for a protein of 70 amino acids. The record is from RefSeq and is a predicted model, not a curated record. Lineage: Eukaryota; Fungi; Basidiomycota; Agaricomycetes; Polyporales; Sparassidaceae.